AUGAUAACGGCGACGUCGGGGACGGCAGCAGCGCGGAUCAACGGCAUUACGAUCCACUCCGCCUGCGGGUUCUCGAAAGAUCUCGCGGCAGCCGCAAACGCGGCCAAGGAUCUCGACGGGGUGCGACUGCCGAAACAGGCGGAGCGGUUCGUCGACGGGCAAUCCCGGAUGGACUGGCAGGAGAAGGACGUGCUCGUCAUCGACGAGGUGAGCAUGCUCGGGGCGCGGACGCUACACGCGGUGAACGAGCAGCUCUGCCGGCUGCGCGGGUCGCACCAGGAUUUUGGAGACAGCUCCUUCAAGGCCGAGACACGGCACCAGCACGACAAGGCGCACGCGUUGUGGAAGAGAUUCACGACCACGGUCAUGCUGGACGAGCAGGCCGAUCCGUGGGAGACGUGCAUCACCGUGGUGACGCCGCUGAACAGGAACCGGUGGAACCUCAACAUGGAGGCCAGCUUGGCGUUCCGGGCCCAGCAGCGGUCAGUGAUGCGCAUCUUCAUCUCGGAUCAUACGUGGAAGGAGGCCCUGCCGACGGAGGAAGAGGCCAUCAUGAUGCUGAACCAGGGCGACGACAGCGCGAUCCCGGUGCCGGCCGUCUUCAUGUUCGUGCCGGGGAUGCCGGUCGUCGUGAACCAUAACACCCAUCAGGGGCUAAAGCUGGUGAACGGCGCCGGCUACACGGCGCUGGAGGUCGUCCUCGACAAGUCGUACCCGGGGCAUCGUAUCACGGCAGACACGACGGUCCAUUUCGGGCCGCCGGCGGGGAUAAUGCUGGAGUCGGAGACGACGAACGACGUUCACUUCUGCCAGCGAAAGAGGCCGUGGCAGCAGAACGACGUCAGCCGAAAGGGCCUGCCCUCUGCGGGAACGCGGACGUCAAACAUCGACGGACGCGCCGUGUCCUCGCAGUGCGACCCGUACAGCCUGUACGUGCAGCUGUCUCGCUGCCCGACGCUGGACGGCAUUAUGCUGGUCUCGAAAUUGCGGGAGAGGGACCUGGUGGGCAACAAGGUGCCAGACGAGAUGACAGACGCAGAAGCGAGGCUGGGCCAGCUGAGCGACAAGACUGUCCGCGAGGCCUCGGGAUGGCUAGACGUUGAUUCCCUGGACUCUAAAGGCACGGGCCUGGACGUGUAG
Messenger RNA from Hirsutella rhossiliensis, 1140 nucleotides. Its product is annotated as PIF1 protein. Bases 1 to 1140 code for a protein of 379 amino acids. The transcript is spliced from 5 exons. The record is from RefSeq and is a predicted model, not a curated record. NCBI's taxonomy places the organism in Eukaryota, Fungi, Ascomycota, Sordariomycetes, Hypocreales, Ophiocordycipitaceae.